UAAUAUUGAGAGAGAACAAUGUAGUGCUUCGUCAAUAUGUGCGUGCUCGUACGGACAAGGAAAACAACCAGGGAUCGUUGUGCUGAGAAAUCUAGGGAUUCAAAGUUUUGUAACAUAAGUGAUUGAGAUCGUAGGAAGUCAUCCGAUAUAAUUUUGGUCUUAGCCUCCGGCCUUUUUUUAAAUUGUCUUUUAAAUACAUGUAAGACAUAAACAAGCAGAUACUGACAGGCUGGCAAAGAUAUGGCAGUGGCUGUUUUGCCCUUGCACUUCAGGCACUAGCUUCACGUAAUUUUUAAUGAAAAUAAAAAAAAAAGAAUACCCAGAACUGAGAAAUAUUUAUGAGAAAUACACUGUAUAACUCCGAAUAAUAGUUGUCAAAUCAAUUGCAGAAUUUGGUAGUAAAAUGGAAUAUAUCUGUAAACCAGCAUUUUUUCCCCCGCUUAAAAAAAAAGAUUGGCCACGGAGAGUGCUAGUAGUCAAUCCCUGACGUCACAUUUGGAUUCAACGGACCGCGUAACCAGUAAUGCUCACACGAAAGUUACUUUUAUAUGUAUAUAUGCAUUGUGGCAAUUAGGUUCCCAAAGGAAAAUUGGAAAAUGAAUAGAUUAAGUAUAGAAGUACAAAAAAUGCCUUAUACACUUGCCUCUGUGAAAUAUAAUUACCAUAAUGAAUGAACUAUAAAAUAACUUUUGCAUAACAAGCAUCGCUGGUUUUGCGGCCUGUGUGAUCAGCUGUGACGUCACGAACUCCCAACUAGCGCUCCCCGUGGCCAGUUUUCUUUUUUUAAAGCGGGGAAACAGUGCUGACUGACAGCUCGUUCUACAGUAAAGGAAGAUUCUCAUAUUGCAUUGACAAUUAUUACUCCGAGUGAUACAGUGUAUUUCUCAUUAAUAUUUCUCGGUCCUGGGAUCACUAUUUUUUGGAUUUUCAUAAAAAAAGUGUGCGACAAUGGUGUCUGAAGUACGAGACAUUGAAGGGCGUCUGCCAUGUUACUUUUAUCAAGAUGUUAAUAAUUGUGUUUAUUCGUAUUUACUAAAUCUUGCAAAAUUUGAUUGAAAAAUUGGAUAGCGCCAAAGCCGAUAUUUUUUUUCCCAAGGAUUUGUACCCGCUGAAGAUUGAAGUGAUAGAGUUUUCAAUUACAUGAUCUAUCCUUGUUCUAAAAUUUCUAGUUCGUGUUCCUGCGCGGCCUUUUCGGAAGAUGAACACUAAGGAAAAGGAAAAGUAUAUUGAGGAAUUCAACUUUCCCCACUGUGAUGAAGCCACCAAGUAUGAGAAGGUUGCAAAAAUUGGGCAAGGAACUUUUGGGGAGGUAUUUAAGGCUAGGGAUAAGAAAACAAAUAAAAAGUUUGUGGCUAUGAAAAAAGUAUUGAUGGACAAUGAAAAAGAAGGGUUUCCUAUAACAGCUCUUAGAGAGAUAAGGAUACUGCAGUUGUUAAAACAUGAAAAUGUAGUAAACCUAAUAGAAAUAUGUAGGACAAAGGCUGCGCUCUACAAUAAAUAUCGCUCAACAUUCUAUCUGAUAUUUGAUUUCUGCGAGCAUGAUCUCGCUGGACUGUUGUCUAAUGUAAAUGUAAAAUUUAGUUUAGGUGAAAUUAAAAAAGUCAUGCAGCAAUUAUUGAAUGGACUGUAUUAUAUUCAUAGUAAUAAGAUAUUGCAUCGUGAUAUGAAAGCAGCAAAUGUUCUCAUAACAAAAAAUGGUAUUUUGAAAUUAGCUGACUUCGGUCUUGCCCGUGCAUUCAGUGCAAAUAAAACAGGUCAAACAAAUAGAUAUACAAAUAGAGUUGUCACACUCUGGUACAGGCCGCCUGAGUUACUGCUAGGUGACCGUAACUACGGACCUCCUGUUGAUUUGUGGGGUGCUGGUUGUAUAAUGGCAGAAAUGUGGACAAGGUCACCCAUUAUGCAAGGUAACACAGAACAGCAGCAGCUCACAUUAAUUUCACAAUUAUGUGGUUCUAUCACAACAGAAGUAUGGCCAGGUGUAGAAAACUUAGAUUUAUUUAACAAAAUGGAAUUGCCUAAAGGCCAAAAAAGAAAGGUGAAAGAACGGCUCAAACCAUACGUCAAAGAUCCAUACGCCUGCGAUUUAUUAGACAAACUUUUAAUUCUUGAUCCAAGCAAAAGAUAUGAUUCCGACUCGGCUCUGAAUCACGAUUUCUUUUGGACUGAUCCCAUGCCCUGCGACCUUAGUAAAAUGUUGGCUCAACACACUCAAAGUAUGUUCGAAUAUCUGGCACCUCCAAGACGACUGGGUCACAUGAGGCAUCCUCAUCAUCAAGUUCCCGGUGGAACUGCCAAACCAAGCUCCAGCAUGGCAGACAGUGGCUAUCAGGACCGUGUGUUUUAGCACGGUUAUCUUGAACGACAUUAAUUAUCUCUGCCAUUUAUAGAAUUUAAGAAUAAUUUAUAUAAUUGUUAUAAAAAAAAAGAAGACAGACCAGUAACAUUUAAUUUUCCAAGUAUCUUCGAAGUGUUCAGUUUAAAUAGAAGAGCGAAAAAAGAUUAAUAAAAAUGUACAAACUUUUUAUACGCA
Messenger RNA from Cephus cinctus (wheat stem sawfly), 2533 nucleotides. It is a transcript of the gene Cdk9, whose product is annotated as cyclin-dependent kinase 9. Gene Ontology annotation, cellular component: nucleus. Gene Ontology annotation, molecular function: ATP binding; cyclin-dependent protein serine/threonine kinase activity. The transcript has 8 exons. Bases 1199 to 2347 code for a protein of 382 amino acids. Gene Ontology annotation, biological process: protein phosphorylation. Lineage: Eukaryota; Metazoa; Arthropoda; Insecta; Hymenoptera; Cephidae. The record is from RefSeq and is a predicted model, not a curated record.